This is a messenger RNA of Brassica napus (rape), 1526 nucleotides long. Its product is annotated as putative purine permease 20. The record is from RefSeq and is a predicted model, not a curated record. The coding region runs from base 119 to 1414 and encodes 431 amino acids. The transcript is spliced from 2 exons. Gene Ontology annotation, molecular function: purine nucleoside transmembrane transporter activity. NCBI's taxonomy places the organism in Eukaryota, Viridiplantae, Streptophyta, Magnoliopsida, Brassicales, Brassicaceae. Gene Ontology annotation, cellular component: membrane.
UGGCUACUCGCUCAUCAUUAUAUUGCGUGGCAUAUUUGACCAUGUAUAUAUUAUUAUUUUGUUUAGACUGUGAAUCGAAAAUAGAAAUCAUAAGAAUACAUAUAUGUAAUGCAAAGUCAUGGUAUUAUCAUUUAUACUCACUUUGGUUGUUGCAAACUUCCUAAGUAUACAGUUUGGAGAAAGUUAUAUAUAUUUCGCAUUUCAUCAAAAACUUGUAGUCCAUUCUCCACCGGAAAACGUUAUGGGUUUCGACACGGAAUCCUCGGACCGAAUUACACAAGGAGAAGAAGCUAAUGUCGGAGUUGAGAAUCAACCAAGAGAAGCACCAAAUUCAACAUCUCUUGAUCAGCUACAAACUAUCAAGACACGAAACUGGUGGAUUUGGAUCUUUGUCUCUUCGGGUUUGGUCGUAACAGGACGGGUUUUCUCCACCCUUCUUCUAAACUUCUACUUUGUUCAAACAGGACGAGAUGUUUGUGACGACCCAAAACAAUUUAAAGGCACAUGGCUUCAGUCUAUGGUCCAAAACGCUGCGUUUCCAUUUACAGCCUUAUUUGCCUUUUUAUGGUGUUCUCUAUCUUCUAACCAUAGAAAAACUAUCACUUCUUCUGCUUCUUCUUCUGGCAAACUCUUUCUUCUUUACAUAUCUCUCGGGGUCCUCUUUGCUGCUUAUAGCCAACUUUAUGCAAUUGGAAGAACACACUGUAUCUUCUUCUUUUGGAUCUUUACAACACAAUUGAUCUUCACUUCCAUGUUUACAGCAAUCAUCAACAAACACAAGUUCAACCGUUGGAUCAUAUUAUCAGUUAUACUUUCUGGAGUUGCCACAGGCGUCACAUCUUCAGAUGAUGCCUAUAAUCCCUGCGAAGGUGAGGGCUACAAAAUGAGUUACGGUGCGUGGUGUGGCUUCUUUGGCACGGUAGCCUUCUCUUUAUCUCUAUGCAUCAUGCAAUUAGGGUUCGAAAAAGUCAUACCGAAGACAGAGAGUAAAGUUUCCUCGGUGAUGUUGAUGCAAACAUAUGCUUCUAUGAUUGCAACGUUGAUAUGUUUGGUUGGACUAUUCGUUAGCGGUGAAUUCAGAGACAUCAAAAAAGAUUUCGAGACAUUUAAGAAAGGGAAACCACUUUACGUUUUGACUCUAACUGGAUUAUCACUUGCCUGGCAAGUAAUGUCUAUAGGGCUUGUGGGUCUUGUGUGUUUGGUUUCUACUCUUUUCUCUAAUGUUGUCAGCUUCUGUGCAACCCCAUUAGCAAACAUUCUCGUUGUGGUGGCAUUUCGGUUUAUGGAUGAUGACAUUGAAUGGUUUAAGGGAGGAGCUUUGUUAGCUGGGAUACUUGGUUUUGCAUCUUACGCCUAUUCCUUGUACAAGACUGUUAAGAAAAGGGCAAGCCAAAGUGAAACACUGAGAGUAUGAUCUAUGUAUGUUGUAUAUGUAUUGUGUUCUGCUCUUUAGUUGUCUAAAUAGGAUUUUUUUUUCAUUUGUCAGAGUUUAGCUAUAUUGGAUUGAAAAUGUUGAGCUUAUACUA